Molecule: messenger RNA, 595 nt
Organism: Penaeus vannamei (Pacific white shrimp)
Lineage: Eukaryota; Metazoa; Arthropoda; Malacostraca; Decapoda; Penaeidae
Source: RefSeq, a predicted model, not a curated record
UUGUGAAACCUGUUUUUUUUUCACUUUGUUUCGUUUUUUUUUCAGAAUGAAGUGGCUUUUGAUAACGGCGAUUCUAGUCGGGAUCCUUGCUACCUCCCACGCCCGCAACGACGACGACGCGCGGGCCGUGGUUGGCUUCAGCACCCGGACCGUAAUUAUCCUCACGACCUCAGUGACCACCGUCCCCGUGACCUGCGCGCUCUUCCCCGGCGAGGUCACCUGUCAGAAGCGACGCUAUCGCCGCUUCGCCGGCAUCCGCAGCUUGGACGACGAGCCGGGAGGCGAUCUCGACCCCAUUCUUCAGAGCACCUUCGACGUUCCUCCGGGCAAUGAGGUCGACCUCGAGGGCGAGCGGAGUCGUCGCGCCCUCGCCCUCACCGUCUGGUCGACCACGUCCUCCACCUACACCUACACCUCCGAGAGCACCAACACCGCCACCACCUUCUCGCUCUCGUACUUCUGCACGGCCGUCGGCGCCAGCUUCCCUCCGGCGUGUUGAAGAGAAACCACUGAGAAGGUGUCGUGUUGCGGAAGGAGAGAGAGAGGGAGCGUUUAUGUAAUAUUUUUCUUUUUUUUAUGUUUCUCUUUCUGUUUA